AGGAGGAGGGCCUGAAGGAGCGUCUCCUGAAGAGCAUCGCCCUCUGCCGGAAUGAGCUUGACACUCUCUGCAAGGAGCUCCAGCUGGAUCCCUUGGAGGUAGAGGAAGAAAGUACCAUCCUGCAGAUGGAGAAGAACCUGCGCACCCGCGUGGAAGUGAUGUUAAAGCAGAAAAGGGACAGGAAACAGGAGCUCAAAACCAUGCAAGAACAGGAUCAAGACCUGUGCAGCAUCCUCUGCACAACCCCAUUCAGUAUUGACAGCAAUGCUGUGCCCAGCCUGGAGGACCUGGAUCGCUACAGGCGCUACUUGGCCUCCCUGACCACGGAGAAGGAGAAACGGCGAGAGGAGUUUGUCAACAGGAAGCGGCAAAUCAUCCUCCUCAUGGAGGAGCUGGACCACACUCCGGACACGAGCUUUGAGCAGGAGGUGGUGUGUGAGGAUGAGGACACUCUCUGGCAGUCUGAGGACAACAUCGCUGCCCUCCAGCAUCUGCUGCAGCAGCUGGAAGCCCGGCGGUCCCUGAACGAAGCCGUGUGCGCGGACCUGCGCUCCAGGAUCCUCGCGCUCUGGGAGCGGCUGCAGAUCCCCGCGGAGGAGAGAGCAUCCUCAGCAGUGCAUGUGGCUGGGUCCAGGGCCAAAACCGUAAAAGCUCUGCAGUUGGAAGUGGACCAGCUGGAGGAGAUGAAGCUGCAGAACAUGAAAUCCGUGGUUCAGGCGAUCCGGGCAGAGCUGGCUGUCUACUGGGACAAAUGCUUCUACACUCAGGAGCAGAGGGAAGGCUUCAGCGCCUAUUAUGAUGAGGACUAUACAGAGACCCUGCUUGAGCUCCACGAUGCUGAGGUGGAGAAGAUGAAGAACUACUAUGAAGCACACAAAGAUCUGUUUGGAGCUGUCCAGAAAUGGGAGGAGAACUGGAAACUGUUCCUGGAGUUGGAGAGGAAAGCAACUGACCCUGGGCGCUUUGCCAACCGCGGGGGGAACCUGCUGAAAGAAGAGAAGCAGCGAGCAAAGCUCCAGAAGACGCUUUCCAAGCUGCAGGAGGAGCUGCAGAGCAGGGUCCAGGCCUGGGAGCAGGAGCAGGAGGGGCCCUUCCUGGUGAAGGGGCAGCAGUUCAUGGAGUACGUGAUGGAGCAGUGGCAGCUGUACCACCUGGAGAAGGAGAAGGAGAAACAGGAGCGGCACCUGAAGAAGAGCCGGCAGAUCGAGGCAGAGAUGAUGUAUGGCAGCACCCCACGGACACCCAUCAAGCGGCGGGUGCUGGGCCCACACACCCCCGGCAAAAUGCGGAAGCUCAACGGCAAUUCCAUCUCCAGCACGACACCCAACAGCACCGUACGCUCAGCUUUCGGGGGAGCCAUCUACCACUCGCCAACGUCUAAGCUGCCGCCUUCCGGAGGGAAGCUCGGCCCUGCUCGGAUCCUCAGCCGUGCGGCUGCGAGGCCCCCCCGGCCCGGGCACAGGGAGCGGAACAAGGAGAACAUGUCGCAGCUGAAUGGAACCACCACCCCGAGCGGUGGGUGCAUCCCCAGAGCCCCUGCCCAGCGUAACCAGAGCAUUAAUUCUGUUGCCAGCACCUAUUCUGAGUUUGCGCGUGAGCUUUCAAAGGUCUCCAGAUCUGAGAGUGGCUCCCACGUCCUCAACUCCACCACCACCACUGCCUUCUGCUGA
This is a messenger RNA of Nestor notabilis (Kea), 1670 nucleotides long. It is a transcript of the gene PRC1, whose product is annotated as protein regulator of cytokinesis 1. Gene Ontology annotation, molecular function: microtubule binding. NCBI's taxonomy places the organism in Eukaryota, Metazoa, Chordata, Aves, Psittaciformes, Psittacidae. The record is from RefSeq and is a predicted model, not a curated record. Gene Ontology annotation, biological process: mitotic spindle midzone assembly; microtubule cytoskeleton organization. The transcript is spliced from 12 exons. Gene Ontology annotation, cellular component: cytoplasm; spindle; mitotic spindle midzone. The annotation marks the transcript as partial.